AUGGGCGAAUUCAGUGGCAUACGAAUGAUUCUCAAACACACAUCGAGUUCACAGUCCCUUGACUCACUAUCUACAAGCGAUCCGGAGAUCUGUCAGCAUCAGCGCAUAGGUUUGCGAAUACGAAGAGAAAGCGACAGAAGCACCCACACCUCGGUGAUCAACGUGCCAGAUCUGUCUCCUGAAACAGUCAGUUUUUUGAAAGCUGCACGAUCGUCCUUACCACCUACAAGUCUGCUUGUUGCACGUAUUGGUGAUUCAAAGACAGCAGUAAUAUUUUUGUCUGUGGCUUCAAAGCCCCCUGUGGUUCUUCAAAAAAAUGCACUUGUUUCCUGUCUCGAAGAACUUGAACAGUGCGGAGUGAACAAAGCGUAUGUUGCUGUUUCCAAGCCGCAGUCUGGUGAGCCAAAGAUUCUGGCGGAGUUACCUCCCGAACUAGUUAGCCUGUCAUCGGACUACCGCUUGCUAUUCACAGACUUGCAUGAUUAA
Schistosoma mattheei is the source of this 486-nucleotide messenger RNA. Lineage: Eukaryota; Metazoa; Platyhelminthes; Trematoda; Strigeidida; Schistosomatidae. The record is from the annotation of a GenBank genome assembly.